GCCAACUCUGUACUCUUUAGUGUUGCUGAGAUCAGAUAACGAUGACCGAUUUCGAUUUCGAUAUUUAAUCGCCAAGCGCCAAGCGAUCAACAACUUUCGAAAUUAACCAUUUUUUUGUGUUUUGCGUGUUUUGUGCAAAUUGCAUUUUGAACGGGGAGAUUUCGAGUGAGACCGAACCGAUGGCCACGCUACGGAACCACACGGGUAAUGAGAAUUCCGGCGAGGACUCGCCUUGUGUAUGUGCAGCGGAGUGUGGCACUGCUCGGCACCAAGGUGCAGCCGCAUCAUUUUGCUCCCCUGCCGGGAAAUCUGGAACUAGCCCGCUUCUAUGUGGACCUGCACGCUCUGAUGGGCGCCUUAGACACCGAGGGCUCAGGGGCGGAAGUCCUUUGGUCCUGCGUGGCGCUCAUCCAGCACUGUAGUCGCAACCUGGAGGCUCGCCGGGCCAUUGUGGUCAAGUUCUGUUUUGUGCCGCUGCUGGGAAUGAUUCUGCGCCGCACCCAGCGGGCGGAACGUGUCCACCGGCUGCUGGUACUUCUGCAGGAUUUGACCUACGGCAUACAAAUCGACUGGGAGGAGCCCUACCUGGCAGCCCUGCUAGAGCACCUGGCAGAGAUAGUACACGGAGUAGAGGAUGGCUCUGCAAGGCCGACGAGGAGGAGAACUCGCACGCCCUGCUAGCUCUUUCUAUUCUGGUUAACCUCUGCUACAAGAACUUUGCCGUGCUGUUCCUCUUCCAAAGGAUUGUAAACAUCUCUGGAUUCUGUCGCCGCAUCCAAAACUAUGGUC
Drosophila bipectinata is the source of this 789-nucleotide messenger RNA. Lineage: Eukaryota; Metazoa; Arthropoda; Insecta; Diptera; Drosophilidae. The record is from RefSeq and is a predicted model, not a curated record.